Messenger RNA from Melampsora larici-populina 98AG31, 903 nucleotides. RefSeq lists its product as uncharacterized. NCBI's taxonomy places the organism in Eukaryota, Fungi, Basidiomycota, Pucciniomycetes, Pucciniales, Melampsoraceae. Bases 11 to 622 code for a protein of 203 amino acids. The transcript is spliced from 5 exons. The record is from RefSeq and is a predicted model, not a curated record.
AUCUCUAAAUAUGAAAACCAUCAUAGCAAUUAUCAUCCUUUCGCAAGUCCUUGUCAUCUUUGGUCAACCCAACAACCAUGACACAUUGUCUGCGCGAUCCUCCGGAUUCGAAAAAGAUCCCGGCUCGACUUCUUUUGUAAAAAGGAAACAUGAGAAGAGGCAAGCCCCAGUAUUACCAGGGAUGAUGACCUGCUUUAUUACCGCCACACUUCGUCUAUCAGGAUUUGCGGCUGACUGCUAUGAUGCUAUCGCGUUCCUGUAUGAGCCGAGUUACCCACCAUGUGCCAUUUGCCGUACUUGUGUAGUCUAUCCACUUGAUGGCAAAGAAAAGCCACUGGCAGGUCGUCAUGACAAACAGGGUAACAUUCUGCCGCCUAAGUUGACUCAGCCCGAAAUGAAUUCAGGCUAUAACGCGAAGUUCGCCGGCAAGGGGUAUGAUGGUUCCCCAAAUUGCGACAAUUAUGUAUUACCAGAGGGUGUGCAACUUACGGAUCCAGAUCAUGUUCCGAAACCUGGUACCUAUUAUUCACCCUUCCUUAUGUCAACAAUGUCAGGACAGGGUGACGCGUGUAUGGCUUGUAACGCUACUUUGACAAAGCAAGUUUUCGAUCAAGGAGGAUAAGGAAUCUAAAAUACCAUGAUCCAACUUGUGUUAUAGUGUUCCAAUUAUCUUUUUUUCAUAGGCUAAACUAUAAUGGAAAGUUGUUUAAACAUCUGAUCUACUCCAAUUUUUUUUCACUUCUCUUGGAUGAUUGUCUUUGUUCAUCAAUUUUUUCAAUAGUGAUGAAGACUGCUCAAUAGAAUUCGGAUAUACGAAAUAUGAAAUUCACACCUAUCCAAUGUCUGAUAUCACACUUCUGGCAGAAGCCUACUCAUAUCCCCUCAAAACAAUACCUUCAGCUG